Messenger RNA from Ziziphus jujuba (common jujube), 970 nucleotides. Its product is annotated as 18.1 kDa class I heat shock protein-like. The transcript is spliced from 2 exons. The record is from RefSeq and is a predicted model, not a curated record. NCBI's taxonomy places the organism in Eukaryota, Viridiplantae, Streptophyta, Magnoliopsida, Rosales, Rhamnaceae. Gene Ontology annotation, biological process: response to heat; response to hydrogen peroxide; protein complex oligomerization. The coding region runs from base 184 to 675 and encodes 163 amino acids.
UGGGACAGCCAAAAGAAGCGUAAUAAAAUUGUUACCGCAGCAAAGCUAUCAUCGUUUUUUUUAUAUAAAAACGAAGACAUAAACAUCAUUUUGCAAUCUAAAAACUAACAAAAAACACUCUUUGAUUUACAAAGUUUAUAGAAUAUAAAAGAUCCAAAGUACGCAACAAAAUUAAAUUCUACCAUGGAAAACGAAGCCGGAGUUAAUAACCCCAGUCGUAUAUAUACGGACUUCGAGCCUUAUUGCAUUUGGCAUAGGAAGGAAGAUAAUGAGACUCUUCAUGUUCAUCUUCAUGGUUUCAAAAAGGAACAGCUGAAGGUUCGGAUCGACAAUAUGAGGAUCCUAACAAUCGCCGGAGAACGACCAUUGGAUGGCAACAACAAAUGGAGUCGUUUUUGCAAACAAAUCAAACUGGCCGACAACAUCAAAGUUAACGACAUUAGCUCCAACUUAGCCGGAGGGAUUCUCUCUGUUGUGAUACCCAAGAAACCAACGACCCUCCCCAUGUCCAUUUCCCUGGCGUCCGAAGUCCCCCAGAUGGACCAUACAGCAACGGAGAAUGCAGGUGUUUGGAGGUUAGAGCUUGAUAAAAAUAUGGGCAUCAAAGUUGGGGUUGUGCUUGCGUUUUUACUACUGGGGUUUGGGGUUUAUGUGAAAUGUUUAUGUGGAAAGUAGUUGGUGAUGUAAAUAUAUACAUGUAUAUGUGUGCAUGUGUAUAUAUAUAUAUAUAUAUAUAUGUGUGAGGUUUCAUCUAUAUUUGGUGCAUAUAUGAAAUGUGUAAACAACCUUUUAUGAAUGAAGGUUCAAGUGUUUUAUAUUUGUAAUUGUGUUCGGUUUACUAUACCAAUUAAAUUCCUAUCAUGCACGAAGGAGAGGACAGAUCCUAUGCCGGGACUUAUUCAAUAUUUCUGGAUUUCCAUCCUUGUAAUUAGGCUACAGAAUUAGUUUAAUGCAUAUUUAUUUCUUUCAA